AUGGAGAAGGAGAAGAGCAGGACGGACCAUAUCGAGGGGAUUUCAGACCAAGAUGGAUUUGAUGGAUCUAUUUUCCAAGGUUUGAUUCCCUGGCUGUGCCUUCUGUCAUUUUUCCUUUUUCAUGUCCAGCCAUUUUCUUCUAACAGUUAUAGCAUCACAGCGGAAGCACCCUGGGCCAAAUACAUCCCCGGCGGCUACUCCCCCUCGCGAUGCAUCACCCUGCGCGGCCGCCCCAUGGUCUACGCCAUCCUGCUCCUCGCAGGCGUCUCCAUCAUGUUCUUCGGCUACGACGCCAGCUGCAUGAGCCAGGUCAAUACGAAUUCGGACUAUCUGCGCCUGAUGGGCGCCGAUUCGGGGUCUGCUCGUGACUCGGCGGCUGUGGGCGGGUUGGUAUGGGCAGGACAACCGAACUCGCUCCUUCGUUCGCUAACUGUGGCGUCUUGUCUUGUCCUUCCUCUAGGUGCCAUCAUGAUCGGUUAUCUGGCCGACAGAGUCGGUCGUCUGAGGUCGAUGCAGCUGGGAUGUCUGUGGGCUAUCCUCGGCGGCGCGCUGCAGGCGUCAGCGCAGAACAUCACCUGGAUGGCCUUUGCCAGAGUCAUCGGCGGCAUCGGCUGCGGUCAUCUGAAUACCAUCGUCCCGAUCUGGACCUCUGAGCUGGCGGAUCCGCAUAUGCGUGGCACUUUUGUCGCGGUGGAGUUUACGCUGGCGCUUGUUGGGAGCACGAUUGUCUACUGGACAGAAUUCGCCUGUCUCAAAACCCAGAGCCUCUCCUUUUCAUGGCGCUUCCCCCUGGCGCUGCAAGUCGUCUUCCUGCUCUUCAUCCUGCUCGCCAGUCCAUUCUACCCCGAAUCCCCGCGCCAUCUGAUCAAGACAGGCCGGGUGGACGAGGCGCGCAGCAUCCUGCGCCGCGUGCGCCUCGACGGAGACGACGACAGCAAGAUCGAGCUCGAGAUGCGCGAGAUCGUCGCCGCCAUCCGCUUCGAAGCCAGCGCCCAACCCCCUUCGUACUGGAGCAUGCUGACCACAAAGGACAAGCUGCAUACGCGACGCCGCAUCCUCCUCGGGGCCGGCGUGCAGGUUAUGCAGAAAUUCACCGGCAUCGACUUCAUCGCCACCUAUGCGCCUGAGAUGUUCAACCUGGCAGGCUACAAGGGUGACAAGCCAUCGAUCCUGGCCGGCGGCAACUUCAUUUCCUAUACCGCCAGCCUGGCCCUGGCCAUCUACCUCUGCGACCACGUGGGCCGCCGCCGACUGAUGCUGAUCGGGUGCUCGCUGAUGUGUCUGGUGCUCAUCGCGGGCGGCGUUCUGUCGCACGAGGUGAUCCGACUCAAUGGCAUCGAUCCGGCCGAGACGAGCCGUUGUGGCGCAGGCGUGACGGCCGUGCUGUACAUAUACACAUUCGUAUACGGCAGUACGUGGUUGACGACAUGUUGGGUCUACCCCGCUGAAAUAUUCCCCCUCGCCAGCCGCGCCAGGGGCACCGCGAUGGCAACAGUCGCAUUUUCGCUGGCAGGCGGCCUGAUCAACGAGAUUGUGCCUUAUCUCAUCGACGCGAUCGGGUUCUGGGUCUUUAUUCUCUUUGCGCUGGUCAAUCUUGCCAUGCUGGUUCCUAUCUAUCUGUUUUAUAUCGAAACGGCCGGCCGCCACCUCGAAGAUCUAGACUUCCUCUUCGCCAACAAGAGCCCGUUCGCCUGGCGGGCGGAGCGCGACUUUGCCGAGAUGAAGGCCGCCGAAGCGGCUGCUGAUCGGGAGGGGGGUCAAAAUGUCGAUGAGAAGAUCAGUAUUAUCAAAGAAGCGUAA
Rasamsonia emersonii CBS 393.64 is the source of this 1800-nucleotide messenger RNA. RefSeq names its product MFS monosaccharide transporter. Gene Ontology annotation, molecular function: carbohydrate:proton symporter activity. Gene Ontology annotation, cellular component: membrane. The transcript has 5 exons. The record is from RefSeq and is a predicted model, not a curated record. Gene Ontology annotation, biological process: carbohydrate transport; transmembrane transport. NCBI's taxonomy places the organism in Eukaryota, Fungi, Ascomycota, Eurotiomycetes, Eurotiales, Trichocomaceae. The coding region runs from base 1 to 1800 and encodes 599 amino acids.